Fragaria vesca subsp. vesca is the source of this 1363-nucleotide messenger RNA. RefSeq lists its product as uncharacterized. The transcript is spliced from 3 exons. Bases 203 to 511 code for a protein of 102 amino acids. The record is from RefSeq and is a predicted model, not a curated record. Lineage: Eukaryota; Viridiplantae; Streptophyta; Magnoliopsida; Rosales; Rosaceae.
UACCUCCCUCUCUCAUAUUCUUCUUCUCCACACAACAUACCUCCCUCCCUCUACCUCUCUCAUAUGCUAUUCCCGUUCAUAGAAGUCGUGUUUCAUGUUGAGAGACGAAGUCGCCCGAAGAAGAGGACCGGGUUAUUGAAGAUGCAGCACAAUUGUUGAUUUUGGGCGAUUAGCGAGUGUGUUUCGGAUCUGGUCUUGCAAUAUGAAGGUUAUCGCUAAACGGAGAAGGUUGGAGGCCGGAAAAGCGGGAGAAGAUGUUGUGAUUAAAACCGCCUGUUACCCAAAGGAUUUCAAAUUAACUUGUGAAGCCCUAUCAAGUAGUAAGAGAAAUGCUGUGGUGCAAAUGGGAUUCGGCCCAUUAAUGGAGAUGGGAUGCAUAAAACUGAACCGGGACUUAUGGUCAAAUGGUUGUCGACAACUUGGAUGUGCAACAGGGGAGAUGCUCUAUUCAGAUUCAGGGGAGAUAUUUGUCCAUAAAUGCCACUGUAUUCGAACGUGUGAUGGGGGUUAGGAACACCGGGACACGAGUUGAGUUGGGGUGUGUCGAUAGUUGAUGACAUGAAGGAGCUGGGAAGGAAGUUGUGUGGUGGGAAUGAAGAUAUAAGUAUAGACAGUAUGAAACAAAUCAUUGUUGCAAGGGAGGAGGCGGAUGAUGUUUUCAAAAGUUUCUUUGUAAUGUAUACUCUAGUUGUACUGUUGUGCCCCAGCACCCCUUACACGGUUGACAUGAGGUUCCUUGUUGCAUUGAGUGACGCCUCAUCCAUUGGUAGCAAGAAUUGGGCAUCAUUGUGUUUCAGACAUCUAUUAGAUGGUGUUGUUGCCUAUAAGAAUAACCGGACUGGUUACAUGAGUGGAUGCAUGGUGUUUUUACAAUUAUUUUAUUUUGAUUGCAGUUGGAUAUAGCUCGUCUAUUGUUUGUAAAUCAGUUCUCCCAGUUGUUGCAUGGACGUCAAAAAAGUGUAAGCAAAUGACAGAAUGGGUAAUUGGAGAAGGGGGCUUCCACUCCACAUUUGUUAAUGUUGGCAAUAUUGUAGCCGCUGAAUUUGGUGGAAGUGAAGCAGCAGCGGUUUUUUCCAAUUCUGUUGAUGUGACUGUGUCGGAUGAUAUGUUGAGGGCCAUGCAUGAAAUAGAUAGUCUUCAAAACGAGGUUGAUAGGUUAAAUUCAGUGAUGGAUAUCAUGGAAGCUAACAUGGAUAAGUUUAGCAGCAUGUUCACUGAAAUAGAGAUGAUAUCCCAUGACAUGACCGAAGUUGGCCUACGACGGCGUUUUUUGUAUGCGGUGAGAAAUGUGUUUGGGAGCGGUGUGAAAAGUUCUUUGAAUUUGGAUAACGAUGUGGAAGUGAACCUGAACGACGGUAUAGGU